Molecule: messenger RNA, 943 nt
Organism: Pollicipes pollicipes
Lineage: Eukaryota; Metazoa; Arthropoda; Thecostraca; Pollicipedomorpha; Pollicipedidae
Product: GIGYF family protein CG11148
Exons: 4
Coding region: 149-586 (145 amino acids)
Cellular component (GO): cytosol
Source: RefSeq, a predicted model, not a curated record
GCAUAGUACAAAUUCGUCGUCGGGCGCGGCUGGCGGUUUCUGGGAGCCGAUCGGCGCCGGCACGGCGGGCAAGAAGCAGAAGGCGGGUGCGCAGCCGGCGGCCGCCUCUAAGAAGAAGUCGCAGCGCAACAAGGCGGAGGAUUCGGUGAUGAAGCUCUUCGCGGGGCCGGAGGAUCCGUCCGACGACGGCUUCCACGCCUGGGCCACGGCCACGCUCAGCAAGAUGAAGACGGGCGUGGAUGUGCCCACAUUCAUCGGCUUCCUGAAGGACGUGGAGUCGCCGUACGAAGUGCAGGACUACGUGCGCUCCUACCUGGGCGACGGUAAGGAGACCAAGGAGUUCGCGCGACAGUUCAUGGAGCGUCGCAGCCGCUGGAAGAACGCCUCCAAGCGCAAGGAGAGCGAGGACAAUAUGUACGGUCCGGCUCGCGCGGUGAACCCGGCCAGCAACGAGUUUCAGGAAAUCAAGCCGAAGGGCCGCAAAGGCAAGAACAAGAACCGCGCCGUCGAUAGCAGCAUCCUGGGCUUCUCGGUCACGUCCUCCGAGGGCCGCCUGAACGUGGGCGAGCGCGAAACCAUCAACUGAGCGGCGCCGCUGCCGGCCGGGUGGGCGCGUCGGCCGAGGCGCCGGCGGAGGCGAGGAUCGGGGCCCGGUGACGGCCGCCGCGCGGGGAGCGCCAGCGGCUGGGCACGGACUGGCGGGCGGCAAGACGCACUGCGGCACGGACAGAUGUACCGUGGCACAGAGGUGGACUGGACAGCGACAGACGCACUGUGACACGGGGAGAUGGACUGAGGCAUGGACAGACGCACUGUGACACGGGGAGAUAGACUGAGGCAGGGAGAGACGGACUGUGACAGGGACAUGGACUGAGGCAGGGAGAGAGAGAGAGAGAGAGAGAGAGAGAGAGAGAGAGAGAGAGAGAGAGAGAGAGAGAGAGAG